AUGUGGUUCUAUAAUCAAACUCGUGGAACUUGCGAUCAGUUUCUUUAUGGAGGUUGUGAAGGAAACCCCAAUCGAUUUGAAUCAUUUGAAACAUGUCAGACGACUUGUGAGAUAUCUGGAUUAGACCCCUGCAUGGAACCUUUGGAUCGAGGUAGCUGGUGCGAAGCCAUGUCUAAUAGGUAUUACUUCAACAAGAGGACAAAACAAUGUAGAGGCUUCCACUAUACGGGAUGUGGAAAAAGUGGAAAUAAUUUCCUGACCAAAGAAGAAUGUCAUGAGAAAUGCGAAAAGCGUUAUCCACGAAGUGUCGCCCUGCCUCAGCCAGCUGCAUUACCUCGAAGUAAAAAGAAAAAACCAUUUAUGCGUCUUUCUGCAGGCUGUAAGUUAUCUCUCAAGCAAAUACAUCUACCUCUAACAACAGAAAAUUUUAGAUAGUG
This is a messenger RNA of Strongylus vulgaris, 437 nucleotides long. The record is from the annotation of a GenBank genome assembly. NCBI's taxonomy places the organism in Eukaryota, Metazoa, Nematoda, Chromadorea, Rhabditida, Strongylidae.